AUGGCCGCCGCUGUCGCUGCCCCCUACGUCCGGGCCAACGGUCAUGAGCUUGAGCAGACGACCGACUUUGUCGAGGAGGUCAACAUCCUCAAGGACCAGGUCAACAAGCAGCAAGAUGACUUCUACGAGGAGUCCAAGUUCGACCAGCAGAAGGACAAGACAGCCUUCCGCCAGUACGAAGACGCCUGCGAUCGUGUCAAAACCUUUUACAAGGAGCAGCACGAGAAGCAGACUGUCGAGUACAACCUCGCCGCCCGCGAAAAGUUCGCCAUUGACGUCACCGGCAACAAACCCUGCCGUGACGAGAUGACCAUCUGGGAGGCCAUGGAGAAGCUCAACACCCUCAUCGACAACUCUGACCCAGACACCGAGCUGUCCCAGAUUCAGCACCUGCUCCAGACCGCCGAGGCCAUGCGCCGCGAUGGCAAGCCCCGCUGGAUGCAGCUCACCGGCCUGAUCCACGACCUCGGCAAGCUCCUCUACUUCUAUGGCGCCGAGGGCCAGUGGGACGUUGUUGGCGACACCUUCCCCGUUGGCUGCGCCUUUGACAACCGCAUCGUCCUGCCUAGUACCUUCGAGGGCAACCCCGACAACAAGCACCCCGUCUACAGCACCAAGCACGGCAUCUAUAAGCCCGGUUGCGGCAUCGAGAACCUCAUGAUCUCAUGGGGCCACGACGAGUACAUGUACCGGGUCUGCAAGGAGCAGUCCAAGCUGCCCCGCGAGGCUCUUGCCAUGAUUCGCUACCACUCAUUCUACCCUUGGCACCGCGAGGGCGCUUACCGCGAGUUCAUGAAGGAGGGUGACGAGGACCUCCUCAAGGCCGUCCUGGCCUUCAACCCCUACGACUUGUACAGCAAGUCCGAUGACGCCCCUACCGUUGAGGAGCUCAAGCCUUACUACAUGGAGCUCAUCGAUGAGUACUUCCCCACCAAGGUCAUCAAGUGGUAG
This is a messenger RNA of Colletotrichum spaethianum, 951 nucleotides long. Its product is annotated as inositol oxygenase 1. Lineage: Eukaryota; Fungi; Ascomycota; Sordariomycetes; Glomerellales; Glomerellaceae. The coding region runs from base 1 to 951 and encodes 316 amino acids. The record is from RefSeq and is a predicted model, not a curated record. Gene Ontology annotation, cellular component: cytoplasm. Gene Ontology annotation, molecular function: iron ion binding; inositol oxygenase activity. Gene Ontology annotation, biological process: inositol catabolic process. The transcript has 2 exons.